GUCUCAAAAAAAAAAAAAAAAAAAACAGAUUUAAAAAUUGGUGAAAGGUCUUUACACUUUACAAACAGUCCACGAGAUUCCUCCCAUCCCGUCACCCAUGCAAGUAUUAAGUAGGUCUUGGGGACUGAAGUUCCUGCAGCUGGGCCCUGUCCCUCACACCCGCAGUUGUGCGGUAGCUGACAAGUUACUCACCCACCCAGUGCUUACAGGAGAAGGCUGGGUUCCGAGACCCAGAGCCCCGAUCCGGCUAAUUCUAUGUUGCAAGCAGGAAAUCUAGGUGUAUCAGCCACUCGCCCGUCCAGGGCAGGCUCCCUACCCAGGGCACGUGAGUGGAGAGCUUGGGAGCUGAGCUCUUCCUCAGCUGCUGGGACAGGCAGAGAGACCAGAAGCCAUGGGUUUGCGCUAGCAGGGCAUAGCUAUUUUUAAGUGACAUGUCUCGGCUAUUUCAAGGUUUGGAUUUUUAUUUUAUUUAUUUUUUUCUGUACUUUCUCAUGACUCACAUCUUUCAAAAUGGUGUCUCGGGCAUUUUUAAUGCUGAAAUCAUCUCAACUUCACAACUGGUCAAAAAAAAUGUUUAAGAGCAAAUCAGCUCUUUAUCAUUCAAAUAUAAAAAGGUACAUAUUAGAGUUGUCAACUUUCUACUGCUGGAAGAAAACCCCACGUUAGUAUUUUUCCAUUAGAAAUUUAACACAGCAUUCUGUUUAGAAAAUGUGUGUGUGUGUUUUCUAAAAUACACAUCUGUAAGACUUUAAAUUGCUAUUGCACAGAUGCCUUGAGGCGCCUCUGCAACAGGCUCCUAACGAAACACCACCAAGCAGCUGACACCCUGGCAGGCCCCAAGGGGCCGAGUGCACCUGGAGGCCCAGCACCCUACUCCUGCACCUGCACCAGCUCUCCUGCGGGGGAGCAGGCCCCGAGGGGCCGAGCGCACCUGGAGGCCCAGCACCCCACUCCUGCACCUGCUCCAGCUCUCCUGCGGGGGAACAGGCCCCGAGGGGCGGAGCGCACCUGGAGGCCCAGCACCCCACUCCUGUACCUGCUCCAGCUCUCCUGCGGGGAAGCAGGCCCCGAGGGGCCGAGCGCACCUGGAGGCCCAGCACCCCACUCCUGUACCUGCUCCAGCUCUCCUGCGGGGGAGCAGGCCCUGAGGGGCCGAGCGCACCUGGAGGCCCAGCACCCCACUCCUCUGUCUGCACCAGCUCUCCCGGCGGGGGUGGGGGUGGGGGUCCCACGCAGGCCUCUGAACCGCGCCUCAGGCUGCAGCAGCCGCAUUACUCAUACUCAGCGGACAAAGGAUCCAAUCUCACCGCUUGGAAACAUUUCAGAGGGAAAACGACACCCAGAAGUAGGAGUGAGAUUCGCUGAAGUUCCGUUCGGAGAAAGACUCACCCCUCGGCCUGGACAGCCAGGGCUGGCAGUGCCUGAGGACCCCCUCAGCCUGGGCAGCCCAUGCCGGGGUUGGGGGGCCUGGCUCUGCUCUCGCUCUGCUCUCACGGGGCAGCCCAGGGUUCCCCAAGCGGCGGCUGAAAUUCGAAUGGCCAGCAGGUGGCGCACUCGGAGGCGGCCGCCCCGCACGAGGCGGUUCGGGGGCCUCUGGAGUCCGCGGAGGGAGGUUUAUUCUCCGCCCACAUGAGGCCGUGGAGGCUGUGAAAUCCGCAACCACGGGCAACGGAGGCGGCCUGCUGGGCAAGAGGCCACCAACACCUGGCCGGCAGGUAAGUUCCGACGCCUCUGCAGCGAGCGCGGGAGGCGGGACCUGAGGCGCCGCCAACACUCAGAGAAAACUACGGGCUGAGGGUCCCUCAUCUGAACGCUUGGGACCAGAGGAGUUCGGAGUUCAGAUUUCUGCAGAUUUUGGAAUACCUGCAGCUACAGAAUGAGAAAGCUAAAUACAAAAUUCAUUUGUGUUUCAUACACACCUUACACACACUGCCUGAAAGUAACUUUAUACAACACUUUUAAUAAUUUCAUGUAUAAAACAAACUUUGAACUGUGCCUGGGACUGCAGCCCGCCACACGAGGUCAGGUGUGGAAUUUUCCACUUGAGGCACGACGCUCCAACAGUGUUGGACUGUGGGGCACUCUGGACUUCAGAUUUCCAGAUGCUCAACCAGUACUCAGAUUCCUAAGUUACUUGUCAGAAAUGCCUGCUAUUUCUUGGGAUUACAUUUCUCUCUGCAAAUGUCUGUGAAAUUCCUAAGUUAAAUUCUUUAUGUAUCAUGCACGUGCUACUAAGUCAAUUACGAAAUUUAGUGUUUAACGCAGGUCAGCUGCAAAAACAAGAAUAUUGCUUGCUUCAACCCAGGAUGACAGGUUAUUACCUAAAAGAUACACAAUAGCUAGAAUGAUGCCUUCAAACUUAAAGAAAGGUUUGUAUCUGUGGGUGAAGAAAAGCAGUUAAACUUCCAUAAAAGUAAGUCUAGUGGAACUGAGCUGAUUGCCAAAGUGUGGGAGAAAAAAGGCCAGCAAAAAAAUGGUUAACGCUAGCAUUCGGAGGAGGCCGCCCAGAGCCCAGCCAGAGAGGAGCAGGCGGAGGGGGCCUAUAAAGCCCUGUGCCAAGGGGCAGACUCACUGGCUCAGACGGAGGACGCACCCGCCGGCAGGCUCAGAUGGAGGACGCACCCACUGGCCAGCCGGGAACCUUCCCUCGAGGGCUCCCAGGGCGGGUCUCUUCCUCUCUCCAGCCCUGCUCAGGCAUUCGGCAGGUCCAGCAGAGGUACACCUCCUGCAGCUGGGUUCCGAGUGCACCUCCAGCCUGAUGGGCCUGACCAAGGAGGCUUCCAGGACCACAGAAGGGGCUGCAACCCAGGUACCCAGAGAGUGAGCGUCUCCACGCAGGACAGUGCACGGCGGCUGACACCUGCAGGGACGCCCGCCGGACGAGCACGCGGAGGACCCUGGCCUCCACAGACGUGCCAUGCCAGCGUGCGGAGCAUCUGUUCCUCCCACUCUCUGCAGUUCACAAACCCAACCCAAACCACCACAGGUGCUCCUCGGGAGUUUCCUGUCUAACAAAUGCUGGGCUCACUUCAGGGAGAAUCACGCUUCUUUCUAAAGAUGGAUUCGCUGUUUAAAACAGAGCUCUGGGAGCCUUUUGGCAAAUCUUGAAAGCUGCACGGUGCAGAGAUAUGGAUGUGACUUCCCAAGCCUGGGGCAUGGGCCUGGAGAUGUACCCGGGCACCAUGCAGCCUGCAGCCCCCAACACCACCUCCCCCGAGCUCAACCUGUCCCACCCGCUCCUGGGCGCUGCCGUGGCAAACGGGACAGGCGAGCUCUCAGAGCACCAGCAGUACGUGAUCGGCCUGUUCCUCUCGUGCCUCUACACCAUAUUCCUUUUCCCCAUCGGCUUUGUGGGCAACAUCCUGAUCCUGGUGGUGAACAUCAGCUUCCGGGAGAAGAUGACCAUCCCCGACCUGUACUUCAUCAACCUGGCGGUGGCGGACCUCAUCCUGGUGGCCGACUCCCUCAUUGAGGUGUUCAACCUGCACGAGCAGUACUAUGACAUCGCCGUGCUGUGCACCUUCAUGUCGCUGUUCCUGCAGGUCAACAUGUACAGCAGCGUCUUCUUCCUCACCUGGAUGAGCUUCGACCGCUACAUCGCCCUGGCCAGGGCCAUGCGCUGCAGCCUGUUCCGCACCAAGCACCACGCCCGGCUGAGCUGUGGCCUCAUCUGGAUGGCAUCUGUGUCAGCCACGCUGGUGCCCUUCACCGCCGUGCACCUGCAGCACACCGACGAGGCCUGCUUCUGCUUCGCAGACGUCCGGGAGGUGCAGUGGCUCGAGGUUACGCUGGGCUUCAUUGUGCCCUUCGCCAUCAUCGGCCUGUGCUACUCCCUCAUUGUCCGGGUGCUGGUCAGGGCACACCGGCACCGCGGUCUGCGGCCCCGGCGGCAGAAGGCACUCCGCAUGAUCCUCGCGGUGGUGCUGGUCUUCUUCGUCUGCUGGCUGCCGGAGAACGUCUUCAUCAGUGUGCACCUCCUGCAGCGGACGCAGCCCGGGGCCGCUCCCUGCAAGCAGUCUUUUCGCCACGCCCACCCGCUCACCGGCCACAUUGUCAACCUCGCGGCCUUCUCCAACAGCUGCCUCAACCCCCUCAUCUACAGCUUUCUCGGGGAGACCUUCAGGGAAAAGCUGAGGCUGUACAUUGAGCAGAAAACAAACCUGCCGGCCCUGAACCGCUUCUGCCACGCCGCCCUGAAGGCCGUCAUUCCAGACAGCACCGAGCAGUCGGACGUGAGGUUCAGCAGUGCCGUGUAGGCGGUCUCGGCCGCACAGGCCCCGCCGGCGUGUGACUCGGGAGCUGCACGCACCUGGGUGGACACAAGGCACGGCCAUGUCAUGUCUCUAGACCGCUGUCAGACGUGGCUCCGGCUCCUCGGGGCCUCGCGAGAGUCACACUUGCCUGGUCACCCUGGGGCUGCUAAGGAAACCUCACGACUGGUCCUCCUUGACCCUGCACUCCUCACUCCUCACACAGAAUUGCUACAAUCCCAAAACGCUCGCCCCGCAGGGUCCAAAGGUCAGCGCUGACCAGCCUGUCGCCGUGGUCCUCCCCAUACACCCUGCCUGGCGC
Molecule: messenger RNA, 4572 nt
Organism: Cercocebus atys (sooty mangabey)
Lineage: Eukaryota; Metazoa; Chordata; Mammalia; Primates; Cercopithecidae
Gene: GPER1
Product: G protein-coupled estrogen receptor 1
Exons: 2
Coding region: 3129-4256 (375 amino acids)
Biological process (GO): G protein-coupled receptor signaling pathway
Cellular component (GO): membrane
Molecular function (GO): G protein-coupled receptor activity
Source: RefSeq, a predicted model, not a curated record